AUGGCUCCUUCGUCAUCGCACGCACGCAAGUCAUCGGGGACAACCGAAUCUGUUGGAAGAGGUGCUGGAGGUCGCGUUUCCAAGAGAUCCGAUAACGCCUUCAUCCUCGAUUUACAGCAACGCGCUGCGUCAAAUCAGCCCAAUGGUGCCCCAACCGAAUAUGUCACGCCAGGUUCAUUGGACACAAACAUCAAUGUUGGCGGUCUGUCUGAUCAAGUAGAUGCACUGCCUCAUGUAUCUUCACCGGGUGGCAACAUCUCGGUAUCACUCCCUCCCGACGACUGUCGACUUGACAGUGGGAGCAGUACAAACAGUGGCAGCAGAGGGCUCGAUCCUAUUGCUUCCGCUCUCGUUAAUCCCUUAUCUGCGGGGCAGUCCAAGUUCAUGGCCUCAGCACAAGGUCGGGAAUUCUACCUUGGGACAUCGUCAAAUUGGUCUUUCACGCGUCGCGUCCUCAGUCUAACCCACGAAUACGUCCACUCAAGUCCAAUCGCCGCAGACAACCUCUUGUUUGAUGGAUUGGCCUAUGAUCUCGGAUGGAAUGGCUCUCGUAUCGCUCCUGUACCCGAACCCCCCGUCAUGCCCAGCCUCGACCAUGCCCUGUUCCUGGUCAACACUGUCAAGUUCCACUGCGGUCAAUUGUUUCACCUUUUCGACGACGAAACAUUCAUGGGAUACUUGCAUGAGUUUUAUAAUGAUCCAACAUCCCACAUAGAAGCUGCAGACCUCCGAUACGUCCACCUACUACUCAUCCUGGCCUUUGGUAAAGCCUUUGCAGAGAACAACAACUACCAGUCCAAAAGGCCGCCGGGUGCUGAUUACUUUGUGACUGCACUCAGGAUAUUACCCAGUAUCCAUAUCCUGGUUUACGAACCACUCAUAUCAACAGAGAUUCUUUGCUGUAUAGCACUGUACUUUGAGUCCCUCGACUACCGUCAUUCGUCACACGGCUUUAUUGGACAAGCAAUGAGAGUUGCGUUGGGUCAAGGCAUGCACACUGACAUGCCCGUAGAUCAACUGGGUGAACGCAUAGUCGAGCGAAGCCGAAGGAUAUGGUGGACUGUCUAUGUAUUAGACCGAGAGAUGACUUCUCUUAUGGGCCUACCGCAGUCUGUCCACGACGACGACAUUCAUCCAGCACUUCCACACUUCGAUGGUUCAACACAACGGGCGGCUGCUUUACACAUGCAAAUCCGGCUAUGUAGAAGUAUCGCAUCCGUCGGUAGAGGUGUAUAUGGAGCCAACGGCAGGCUUAACAAGAAAUUUCUGCUCAGCACUAAAAAGGUUCUUGAGAAUAUCGCUGGACUGGCAGAUGAGCUACAGCAACAAUUUCCGCUCGGCGUCGACAAAGCUAUCAACGGAGUUUCGAGAGUGGCAGGCUAUCUCCAUACUCUUUACCAUCAGUGUAUCGUCCUCGCAACAAGACCUUUGCUGCUAUGUUUUCUCAAGAUCCGCUUCGAAACACCAGAUGCCAUAACAGAAGCGCUCAACUCGUCCCAGACUGUCUGGAACUUGAUCAAGAUGUGUAUCGACUCUUCAUACCAGAUGAUCAACAUUCUUGGCUGUUUGCAAAGUCAAGGUCUGCUUGAAGCGUUUUUACCUUUCGAUCUGGAGUCUUUGUUCGUAUCAAGCUUCAACUUGCUUAUUGCACCAGUUCUUGACCCAAGAUUCUCUGAGCACGACGCGACCUUUCGUCACAAAACGUCCAUCAUUUUUAGUGAGAUGGUAAACAAGGGAAAUCUCAUCGCUGUGUUUCGUCGAUCGGAGCUGCAGCAGCUCGACGAUAUGCUCAGCAGUCUGUCACGCGAUCAUGAUGAUACCACGCCGAUACCGAUAGAUGGCCAAAUUAUUGGAGGUACGAUGCCGGAGGAAGGUGAUGGAGUUUUGUUGGACCCUAACGACGACAACGAGACUAUGGCAUCGCUAGGCCCAGGUAUGGAUGAUUUGGGCAUGGAUGCAUGGUUUACGACUGCGCAAAUGAUCGACAUGGCAAAUUCCAUCGCCAACAGUGAUACGGAGUGGGUUUCGCAUACGAUGAUGGAACACGAUAUCUGGUGA
This is a messenger RNA of Fusarium pseudograminearum CS3096, 2058 nucleotides long. RefSeq lists its product as uncharacterized. Lineage: Eukaryota; Fungi; Ascomycota; Sordariomycetes; Hypocreales; Nectriaceae. Gene Ontology annotation, biological process: DNA-templated transcription. The transcript has 8 exons. The record is from RefSeq and is a predicted model, not a curated record. Gene Ontology annotation, molecular function: zinc ion binding; DNA binding. Bases 1 to 2058 code for a protein of 685 amino acids.